CCGCCCCGCUCGCCUCGCCCCGCCCGCCCGCCUCGGCCCCUGGGUGAACGAGGCCAUGUCGGAGCCCGAGCUGCAGCUGGUGGCCCGGCGCAUUCGCAGCUUCCCCGACUUCCCCAUCCCAGGCGUGCUCUUUAGGGACAUCUCGCCCCUCCUAAAGGACCCCGAAUCCUUCCGCGCUUGCAUCCGCCUGCUGGCCAGCCAUCUGAAGACCGCGCACGGAGGCAAGAUUGACUACAUCGCAGGCCUGGACUCCAGGGGCUUCCUGUUUGGGCCCUCGCUGGCCCAGGAGCUGGGCCUGGGCUAUGUGCUCAUCCGGAAGCGCGGGAAGCUGCCGGGCCCCACUGUGUCUGCCUCCUAUGCACUGGAAUACGGGAAGGCCGAGCUGGAGAUCCAGAAGGAUGCCCUGGAGCCCGGGCAGAAGGUGGUUGUGGUGGACGACCUGCUGGCCACUGGUGGAACCAUGUGUGCGGCCUGUGAGCUGCUGGGCCAGCUGGGGGCCGAGGUGCUGGAAAGCGUGACCCUGGUGGAGCUGACCUCACUCAAGGGCAGGGAGAAGUUGGGCCCCGUCCCCUUCUUCUCCCUCCUGCAGUACGAGUGACCUCUUCAGCCGGACCAGACAAGAAACAGUUCACCUUCGUGCCUUCAGCGACCUGCAGGGGCCACUGGCUGCAGCUGUUACUUCUGCCUGCUGAGCAUCUCCUUGGUCGUAACCAGUGUCCGCAGUCCUCCCAGGCCGCCCCAUGGGUUCCAGAAGUGCCAGGGCUGGGCAGAGCCACAGGCAGACAAACUAAUAAACAGCUUUUCUACACA
Molecule: messenger RNA, 810 nt
Organism: Heterocephalus glaber (naked mole-rat)
Lineage: Eukaryota; Metazoa; Chordata; Mammalia; Rodentia; Bathyergidae
Gene: Aprt
Product: adenine phosphoribosyltransferase
Biological process (GO): AMP salvage; adenine salvage
Cellular component (GO): cytoplasm
Molecular function (GO): adenine binding; adenine phosphoribosyltransferase activity; AMP binding
Source: RefSeq, a predicted model, not a curated record